Molecule: messenger RNA, 3899 nt
Organism: Contarinia nasturtii (swede midge)
Lineage: Eukaryota; Metazoa; Arthropoda; Insecta; Diptera; Cecidomyiidae
Product: zinc finger protein 91-like
Exons: 4
Coding region: 135-3743 (1202 amino acids)
Biological process (GO): regulation of transcription by RNA polymerase II
Cellular component (GO): nucleus
Molecular function (GO): DNA-binding transcription factor activity, RNA polymerase II-specific; RNA polymerase II transcription regulatory region sequence-specific DNA binding
Source: RefSeq, a predicted model, not a curated record
GACAGAUGGCUACGAUGGUUGUCAAAGUCACAGUUUGCAAACAUUAAACUCCGACUUUACUUUUGAUUCUAAAUGCAGUAAUCAGCACAAAUUACUUUUUUGUUUGUUCAUGUUCAAUAGAAAUUCAAGUAAAAAUGGAGAAAGAAGCGAAAUUUGAAUUUAUCGAAGUUCAAAAUGAUAAUAUUUAUGAAAUUGUAAGCCAAGAAAAUGUGAUAGAUGAAGAGUCCGUGUACAUGUUGUGUGAAGAUAAUGAAUUACAACCAGAUGAACAUCACCAACUGAAAGAAUCGGUAGUGUAUGUGACGGAAGACGAAGUAUUGAUAGAAGAGGAAGAGAGCAUCGAAUCCUAUAAUAAUAAUGAUGACACCGAAGCCGAAAGUUGUAAACAAACUACAUCGAAUCAUCAUCUAACUUGUGAUAUUUGUGAUCGUGAAUUUAUCACCGUCACCGAACGGAAUGAGCACAUUGAAGAUCAUUUUUUAACAGUUGAAUGUCCACAUUGCUUGCGUACAUUUGUCGGCGAUCGAGCUUUCAACCAUCAUACAUCAACCGGAAAAUGUAAAGAAUUUGUGGUUUCGGAUCGAUUCAAGUGUGAUUUGUGCAACGAAAAAAUGUUCGAUUCGAAGGACGCAUACAACAAGCAUGUGAGUGCGAAACACAAAUGCGUCAUUUCGGAGGAUCGCAUUGAUUGUACACAAUGCAAUCGAACAUUUGCCAAAUUAAAAUAUUUGCGAAAACAUAUACGUGAAGUUCACGAGAAGGCCACACCAUUCCAUUGUAAGACGUGUGGAAAGAAAUUUAAUCGCAAAGCAAACCUGAUCGAACAUGAACUAAUCCAUGACAAUAAAUACUUGGCCGUGUGCAAGACGUGCAACAAAUCCUACCGAACACCAUCAGCUUUGAAGUUACACGAACGCACUCACACCGGUGAAAAACCAUACGUUUGUAAAAUUUGCAAUGAGAAAUCGUAUGCCUAUAACAGUGACUUGAAGAGACAUCAACGAGCUGUCCACAAAAUAGUCGAUGGCGAUAAAACCUAUCCGUGUACGCACGAUGGUUGCAACAAAGUUUUUUAUGAACCGAAACUUUUGAGAAACCAUGCAAGCCGAUCUCAUAAAUAUGUCAACGAUUGGCUUUAUUGUCAGUUUUGUCCUCUAAGUUUCGCCAUAAAUGAAGAAUUUGAGCUACACACAUACAGUCACUUCAAAAGUCGUACAUGUUCAGGCUGUAAUGUACGUCUUUUUCAAAUUUGCAACGAUUGGUAUGAAAUUCACACAACAGCCAAUUGUAAAAACAACAAUCACAUCCAUUCGUUCGGCACCAAUAACGCAGCCGAUGAUGGCAUCACGAUCAAACAGGAGCCCAUAGCCGAAAUGGAAACAGUUGAAUUGGAUGAAUUGCUCGAUGUAAAAACUGACGUCGAUUUUAAUGAUUUCGGUGAGGUGUUUGCAACGUCUCUAAAUACAACACUUGAAAUUGCUGAAAAUAACUUAAACACCGCCAAUGUUCCACAACAAAUGGCCUACAGUCAGCAGUUUUCAAAGCCACAGUUAAAGUUUCGCGUUGUCAAUAUUAAGAUGAAAGAAACAGUUGAAACAGAAAAAACUAAACGCACCAGAGGAAUCAAGUGUCGAUUUUGCGACAAAGUAUUGCAAACCCGUUUCUGGUUGGACAACCACAUUCAAAGCUAUCAUAGUGUUGACAAUGAAACAAAAUGCAAGCAUUGCAAUCAAAAAUUCCAAUCGUUUCAACAAUUGGAUAAACAUUUGAAAAGAUGUGCCGGGAAUAAUCGAAAACGGAUUUUCAAGAGGUUUAUUCAUCCGCAUCGGCCAAAAGAAAAUUUCCAAUGCGAUUUAUGUGGCAAUGUAUUGAAAAAAUUCCGUACACUUGAAGAUCAUAUGAAAGAAGUUCACUCAAAUGAAUGUUCAUUCGAGUGUCGCAUAUGCGGACGAUUCUAUCCGAGCCGGUAUUAUUUGAGCAAACAUCUAUUGCGGCACAAACAAGGUAAAGCCAGUGAUACAGAAAACGUUGAUUUGGAUACAGAUUUGAUGGAAAGACGUAAAUACACACGAGUACAUCCGCAUCGACCGAAAUCGAAUUUUACAUGCGAUAUUUGCAACAAAAAAAUAUCGCGUUUUGAUAUCCUCGAAGAACACAUGAGCAAUAAUCAUUCAGCUCGGGAUAGUUUUCGAUGUCGCAUCUGUGGACGCUGCUAUCCCAGUAGAUAUUAUCUGCAAAAACACAUUGGACGUCACAAGAAUGGCAGUCAGCAUCAACCGGCGGAUGAGGAUUUUGACAAAGGUUUGAUGGAACGCAAUAAAUAUCACAGACAUGAUCCAAAUCAACGAACACAAGAUUUGACCUGUGAUGAAUGUGGAAAAGUUUUCAAACAUCAUAACAUGUUAAUGGAGCACAAAACCGCACGACAUUCAGCCGAAGCUACAUUUCUGUGUCGAAAGUGUAAUCGAUUUUAUCCGAAUAGAUACUACUUGGCAAAGCACAUGAAGCGUCACGAGGAGUUGGAAAAAAAUUGCAUAUCAAUAGAUCAGUUCGAAGGAGAUUUGGAUGAAGAUCUAGUUGCUAGAAAUAAAUACUUACGACCCGAUCCAAAUGAAACAAAGUCAUCAUAUGAUUGCGACGAAUGUGGCCUUACUUUUACGAAAUUCCACAAACUGACUGAGCACAUUCGAUCGAAGCAUUCCGAUGAUAAUGGUUAUCGGUGUACUAAAUGCGGUCGAUGCUUUCCAAAUCGUUAUUACCUUACAAAGCACAAAAAAAUCCAUGAAAAUAACACCCGCAGCAUUAAUGUCACAGAUGAUGAGUCUAACGAACAACGGCCAUACACAAUUAAUCAACCACAUCAACGGAAUAGUACAUUUGUUUGCAACACUUGUGGUAUGAUAUACCCUAAAUACGAACUGCUACAGGAGCACAUUUCUUCGAAUCAUACCAGUUUGGAGAGCUUCAUGUGUGGUGUUUGUAAUCGUUCAUAUCCAAAUCGGCAUGAUUUGGUGAAGCAUAUGAAACGGCAUCAAAGCGAUACAAAGGUCGAAGAAAAAAUCGCAAAUGUUGUCGAAGAAAAUCUUGUGAAAAGGCACAAAUAUUUCCGUGCCCAUCCUCAUCGUCCGGUGUCCAAUUUUGAAUGUGAUAUUUGCAAAAAAGUCUUAUCCAGCUUCUAUUCGAUGGAAGAUCACAUGAAAUCGAAGCAUUCGAAAAAAUCCAAAACGCGAUAUCCUUGUUCAAAGUGUAAAAAGGAUUUCAUGACGAAGAAACGACUAAAGCAACAUGAAACACUAAAGCAUUCUACCGUUAAGCCAGAAGUGGUCAAACCAAAGGUGGAAACAAAACAUAUGUGCUCAAUCUGUGGACGUUUAUUCCCAGAAAGAUCGAAAAUGAUUAUGCACGAAAAAACACAUUCGGGCACCACGAUAUCGUGUGAAACUUGCGGUAAAGAAUUUCUAUAUAAGCAUUAUCUUCAAAAACACAUAAAAAAUGUUCAUAGUAAAGUGAAAAAUUUGGCAUGCGGUAUUGAUGGAUGUGAAUGGAAGUUUGCCUAUCAGCAAUGCUUGAUAAGACAUCGAGCCAGACGACACGGAAUAGUAAAGAAUCGAAAUGCCUGUCCCAUUUGCUCGAAAGAAUUUCCAGAGAGCAAGUAUCAUCUCCAACGGCAUCUCAAAGCACAUGCAAACAACACAGCUAAAGAAUAUAUACCCGAACCCAAGGAUGAAUCAUCGUCAAAAUAAAUAAAUUACAAUUAAUUUGAUUUUUAUUCGAAGUCGAAAGAAAGCAUUUCCAUAAAGAAAAAAUUGGUGAUAACUUUAUAUGCAGGGAAGAAGAUACUCAAACAUCGAAAUAUAUUUGUUUAAAAUAAAUUAAUGUAUUUCAAAAAUUCAAUCAAA